GGGGAGAAGGAGGAGGUUGUGCCCUGGGCUGGCUGGAGGAUUCGCUGUGCGUGCUCCGAGAACUGAGCCCGUUCCCUGGGCUUCUGAAGAAUGCUUGCCUGUUUGGCACGGGGAAAUUUGCUGGACAUUCUGCAGGAGGGCUUCACAGAGCAACAGCUGCAGGCAUAUGUGGCCUGGGUGAACUCACAGCUGAAGAAGAAGCCAGCCGUGAAGCCAGUGCGGGACCUAAGGCAAGAUCUGCGAGAUGGGGUCAUCCUGGCUUCUCUCAUUGAGAUUGUAGCUGGUGAGAAACUGUGUGGCGUGCAGGUCAGUCCCACCAGCCAGCAGGAAAUGAAGGAAAAUGUGGAGAAAGUCCUGCAGUUUGUGGCAUCCAAAAAGAUCCGUAUGCACCAGACCUCAGCUAAAGACAUCGUCGAUGGCAACCUGAAAUCCAUCAUGAGGCUAAUCCUCGCCUUAGCUGCUCAUUUCAAACCUGGCUCAAGUAAAACUGCCAGUCAGGCCUCACCUGGCAUGAUGGGAAAGAGCCCAGCGGGAGCAGCAACACCGGUGGCCAAUCACAGGCCUCAUUCAGCGGCUGCUGUUGCCCAAGGUGCCAUGGCAGCCCUGGCUGAUGUUCGCCAGGAUGUCUCACGCUCAGGACGAGAUGUUUUUCGGCAUAGACAGAGAAAUAGCAGCAUGGAUGAUGAGAUCGAGCAUCCGUACUGGAGUGUCCGCGCACUGGUGCAGCAGUAUGAGGGGCAGCAAAGUGUGCCUUCGGAGUCGCGAUCCUCCAGCCUCACAUCGCCCAGUCCCGUAAACAGCGCCAAGAGCGAGUCCAGCUCCACCCCUUCGGAGGAGAAGGCAGGAUUUGAUAUUGUUCGUGAAGAAGAAGCUGAGAUUAGAACAGAAGAGACGGGCUCUCCUUUUCCCCCGGAGUGGCAGGCACGGUGCCCUGCCACAAGCUUGGAGACUUCAUGGGAGGAGCAACUGCUGGAGCAGCAAGAUCACUUAGAGAAGGAGAUGGAGGAAGCAAAGAAGAUGAUUUCAGGACUACAGGCCUUACUGCUCAAUGGGUCGCUACCUGAGGACGAGCAAGAGAGAUCGUUUGUCCUUUGUGAACAGGAGGCCUGCCCUGAAGAGCAGCUGAUUAUAAUCCGAAGCCGACUGGACCAGAGCAUGGAGGAGAAUCAGGAGCUCAAGAAGGAGUUGCAGAAGCACAAGCAAGAAGCCAGAAAUCUGCAAGGAGUGAAGGAUGCCUUGCAGCAGCGGCUGGCCCAGCAGGACGCCCUGAUUCUUCAGCUGAAGCAAGAGCUGCUGAGAACCAGCAUGGAUAAGGAAGAGCUGCACAGCCAGCAUGCCGAGCUGCAGAGGAAGCUGGAAGAGAGGAAUCGACUGCUGGCGGAAUGCAAAAAGGAGCUGGGCCAGAAGGAUCGGCGCUUGCACCAGCACCAGGCCAAGAUGGAUGAGAUGCUGCGGCAACUCUCCGAGGCCAGCUACCAGCAGGCAGAUUUGGAACGAGAGCUGGAGCACAAAGAAGCCCUGCUGGCUCAGUGUAUGAAGAAGGACGCCGAGGAGGUAAUUGUCUACAGCAACCACAGCUCUCAGAGCAAUGGCUUCCUUCCGCCCUCAGGAAAAGGAGCAGCUUCCACGACUCACAGAGGGACCAAUGACCUGCAACUGGUGCGCGAGGCCCUGCGGAGUUUGCGGAACAGCUUCAGUGGGCACGACCCCCAGCACCACACCAUCGACAGCCUGGAGCAGGGCAUCUCCAGCCUAAUGGAGAGAUUACACCGCCUGGAGGUGCAGAAGAGGCAGGAGAGAAGGGGUCGAGGGAAGUCACCUGCCCGCCACCCAGCCAAUGAGUACCAAGACUCCUGGCCCUCUAAUUCCAAACUGCCUCAUUCUCACAGCACCCCCGCGAUGAGCAGCAGCACCUGCACCAAAGUGCUUUAUUUCACGGAUCGUUCCCUCACACCUUUCAUGGUCAACAUACCAAAGAGGCUAGGUGAGGUGACUCUAAGGGACUUCAAAGCAGCUAUUGAUCGGGAAGGAAUGCACCGGUACCAUUUCAAGGCCCUGGAUCCGGAAUUUGGCACUGUCAAAGAGGAGGUUUUUCAUGACGAUGACAUCAUCCCUGGGUGGGAAGGGAAGAUUGUCGCCUGGGUGGAAGAGGACCAUGGGGAGAACUAAUCGGAUCCCUGAACACCUUUUACCGUGAAGAUCUGCCACUGGCUGUGGCACUUGUCAGGUACUGACCAAAAAGGGUGUGAACUGGGAUGCAUCUGAUUCAAACUGCCAAAAGAAAGAGAUGGACUUCUCUGCAAAACGACGACGGGUAUAACGUUUCUCCACAUGGGAGGACAUCCGGCACUUGAGUUCCGUGGCCAAAUGUUGUGAAGUUCAGAAACCACCUCUCUCUGUUCCAUCUCUACUGGCCUUACCUGUGCGCUUCUCCCUGCUUCUUGUCCCUGCUGCUGCCAGUAAUCCAGAUCGCUUUCAUUGGUGGCAUACAGUGUUGCAAGGAACCUUGCACUUUCGGAUGGACCUGCACCUGCCUGAGCGCAGCGGAGCCAUGGCAGCUGUCUCCUUUGCAUCAGACUCCUUUCCUGGCAGCGAAGCUCUCCCUGCUCUGUCAGCACCAGAAACCCAACAGAACCUUCACUGAAGUGCAACAGCGGGUUGGACUGCGCUCCGUGUUGUUGUUAUCAGGGUGAUCCGUACAGUUUUGCUAUUUUGCUUUGCUGUCCUGGAAGACUCUAAACAACUGCGGUUUCGUUUUGGGAUGUGGGUGAGGAAUCUUUGCUCCUUUCCUUGAUAUCUGUGUUGCCUUCACAGAAAGUUCCCUGUUUCAGCUCUGAAACCUGCAAGAAUUCUUCUCCAGGGACCAAGCAGCAGAAAAGAUUCCUGUCCAUGCCUCUCUCUCACACACUCUUUCCCUCUCGAUGCUCUUGGAUGAACAGCGAGAAAAAACGGAAGGCCCAAAUGGUAAACGAAUGAAGGGUGGGCCGUGGCCUGGUGGCUUCUCUGUUUCUUAGAGCUCAGGGUUCAUAUCGUUGCCUCACUCCCACCACCGACCAAUAUCUUUUCUAGUCAGCUUGUGUUGAGACCCACGUGGGACGGGGACUGAACCCUUCACUAGAGGGUUCAGAUUCAGGUGGAUCUCCGCCCCGGGGGACUGGUGCAAGAAGGAUCACUCUGCGAACCUUCCUCAAGAGAGCUGCAGUGAGGCACCAGCCUCCUGCCCUCCCUGAUCUCUGGAUUAAAACGGUCAGCAGUCAUUUGGGCUCCCUUCUCCUAUGGCGGCAUCAUCUGACUUGUUUGCCUCAAGCAAAACGGGAUUGAAAGUGUUUUCACAGGCACUUCGGCUUCUCUUGUGACCACGUCCUCUGCUUGUCUUCAGUCGCUGCAGACAGUGGUGUGAACUGACCCUCAAGAUCCCUUUCUCUUCACGGUCGAUCUCUGACUUCUAGUGUAACAUCAUCAAAUUGAAACAGAGAUGGAGGCAGAGUGUAACAUUUAGGGCAGGUUUUGUGGAAGAAACGGCGUCUUGUAGUUUGAGCAGCACUUCAUGUACUGGCUACUGUUCUCCACAAACUGAUGCUCUGGUAGUCCAGCCAAGAGGCUGCAGCUAUCACAGGCUGAGUGGAGUCAGUACCAGGGAAGGAACACACCCAGCUUCAUGCAGCCUAGUCCGCUGGGGUGGGGCUUCAGGUUCCUGUGUUUUCAGUAGAUCAUUGCCCAGUAGAUCAUUGAACAGGGAACACGGGAAGAGAUCCUCUGUCCACAUGCCCUGGGCCUUGCUGAACUGCAAAGCAGGCUUGUCUUCUUGGUCAGCUGGGGUUUCGGCCUCUCCCCUCCAGUUCCUUGAGUGCUCUACCAGCCCAUCUCCAUGUUGCUUCACCAGCCCUUGCAUCCCCGUGGUGUGCUUUGAGGACUGGGCUACAGCCCUGCAUGUUUUUGAUGCAUGUAUCCAGCACUCCCUGAACGAGCAUCUCUGUGUCAGCCUGUCUGCGUCCCCUUUUGUGUGAGGCUGAACAUUUGAAGGAAACCUGGUUUUAUCAUUUUAUAGAUCCAGAUGUGUCCUUUUGUAUACCUGUUCCUGUUUUCUGGAAUUAUUUUGUAUCUGUUGACGUUGUCGUCAUGGUUCAAGGACAAGUGUAUAUUUUUAUACCUGUGCAAGUGCUUUUUUCUGUAUAUUUCUGCGCCCACAACUGCACUGUAUUUUAUCCAUUUUUCUAGAGGACGCUUAUAUGUUUUAUACAGCAUCCUGUUAAUGCCACCUAAAGUGGCUUCCAUAACUAGCUUUAUUUUAUUAUGAAGGUACGACAGGUUCUUAAUGGUUUUAUAUUUUGCCAGCAAUUUCUUGUAUAAACAGUAUUUGUGUGCUGCUUGUGAUGCCACACCCUCAGUGUACAGAAAGUGCGGGAGUGCCUUUCUCACCCCCCCUCCCCUUGUGAGAAUCCACCUUGGCUGUUAGCAUUCAGAGCGCAAGCCUCUGUGCGUCUGCUGGAUUCCGAAGGAAAGAGUGCAAUGAGGGAUAAAGGGGAAAAAACCUUCUUCUUGUCGUGGAAUUACUGGUUUCUUUGUUGCAUGAACUUUAGUAGGACGCAAAAUGAUGGCAUGACGUUACCUUUACUUAAAAAAAGACAAAGAAAACAGCUAGGUUUAUUUCAGCCAGGGCAUGUGUCACUGAAAUUGUAUUACCUCCCCACAGCCAGAAAUCUGGGGUGGGAGGCAGGGAGGGGGCUGACAUCCUCCCUCGUCUCAGGAAAGACUGAAGGAUGCUCUCGCUGCGAUUAUGCACAUUGUUUGGCUGCUUGAUACAGAUCUGUUCCGUCUGGUGAUGUUUUCAUGUGGUUUCUCUGUUGCUGCAACCACCAUUGUAGGCUUCCACAAUGCGGGGUUUCCCCGUAUUUUCCCCGCCCCAGUUCCCACAGUGACUAUUUCCCUCCCCAACUCACGCCACUGGGGGAGGGGCUUUUUCACAGGUUAUCGUUAUGGGUCAUUGAAAUAUCAAUAUAAUGUGACAUCAAUGCCCAUUACUAUUUUUAAAUGAAAGCUUGAAAAAGGCCCGUGGAAGCAUGGUGAGAAUGGUUAUUGUUGGGCUCGGGGCAGGGAAAACGGUUCGGGUAGGAGUGGGAUUGGGAAAAUCCGGAUUCCCCACCCUCCCGGUGUCCAUUCCAGCUUUACUACGAUCAUUCCCAAAUCAUUGCAGUAAAUCAGGCUUGGUAAGGAUCGCAGAAGAGACGGGGAACACCUGGGAAGCUGCAACACUUGGGGGAAGCAAAGAAAAAAGUGCUUCAAAACAGCACCAAGCUCAGAGCGAAUAACCGGCGUCCGCGUGGCCACCAUUGAAUUCGCUGAAGCUUAAGUAUAUCAUAGAUAGGUCCACACAUGGUUACAGCCCAGAUCUUUUAGCAUUAAUUCUCAAGCUGCAGCAUACCAAGUAUUUCUCUACUACUGACAUCUCCCCCUAGACACAAAUCUACCUUCUACAUGCUAACCUCUAUACAGUGCCCUGGUUUGGUGUUCCUGCAGUAGCACUAACGGUGUAUUUAUACUAGCUUGACAGACAUUUUCUCUUCCCUGUGGAAUGGCAGUCCUCCUCCGAGGAAGCGUAACCAUUUCCAGCACCCCCAUGAAAUUAAAAGUUUCCAGGAUCCUCUGGGAGAUGCCAUGACACUUAAACUGGUUUGAAUUCCUUAUGCAUUUGUAAUGUAACCAUGCACCAAUUUCUGUUUGCUCUCCUUUCAGUGGAAAAGGCCCAAAACAGCCUUGGGGGAGGGGGGGAAUCAAUUCUUUAAAGUGAGAGGUUGCAGUACAACAGAUUACAAAGGAAGCGCUAGUUCUGUUAUCUCCGAUUUACCCUCAACAUUUCUACCCAGAAAUCUGGUACUUGUUCUCCUUCCUUUUGAAAUUCUUCUGGUUUAAUGCCCUUGCAGCACAGCCAUGCAAGCUUUGUGUAAAAUAUUUUGUUUUCCAUAAAAAUGCUGAAGUUUGCAAUCAUUAUUGUUAAAACAAGUAUUACUCUCACCUUCCUAUGCACUGGCCAAGAGGGGUCUGAAACUCAUUGAUGUUCUGUGAGAGUUGGAUAUGCUUUAGAUUUGUGGACCAAGACUUUAAAGGGGAGGGGGAUCUUCA
Eublepharis macularius is the source of this 6120-nucleotide messenger RNA. RefSeq names its product DIX domain containing 1 (gene DIXDC1). Gene Ontology annotation, biological process: canonical Wnt signaling pathway. The transcript is spliced from 20 exons. Gene Ontology annotation, cellular component: cytosol. Gene Ontology annotation, molecular function: protein binding. NCBI's taxonomy places the organism in Eukaryota, Metazoa, Chordata, Lepidosauria, Squamata, Eublepharidae. The record is from RefSeq and is a predicted model, not a curated record. The coding region runs from base 91 to 2169 and encodes 692 amino acids.